Bicyclus anynana (squinting bush brown) is the source of this 1605-nucleotide messenger RNA. RefSeq lists its product as uncharacterized. Lineage: Eukaryota; Metazoa; Arthropoda; Insecta; Lepidoptera; Nymphalidae. Bases 292 to 1269 code for a protein of 325 amino acids. Gene Ontology annotation, cellular component: cytoplasm. The record is from RefSeq and is a predicted model, not a curated record. The transcript has a single exon.
UACAUAUGGCAUUAUUUGUACAAAGACCUCUUGUUACUAGGCAGAUACUUAUAUAGAUAUCAAACAAUCUGCGUGUCAUCUCAUUAAGUGGCCACAAGUUUUAAAUGUAAUGAAUGGUUGACGUAAUAUUUUUAAUCAUGACACACUCGCCUUGCACUCGGCUCGGCUCCGACCGCGACUAGACCGUGCGCUUGUUCCACACCGCCUUGAAUUUGUAAUGGUUUAAAAGUCAUACAAUCGUCUACACGCUUUAGUAUCGAUUACGACACAUCUGUAAUAACUCGCCACAACAUGGCUCAGCCUAGUGAAGUGAAGACCGAAAUCUAUUCGUCGGCUUUAGAGCUCAUCGGCAACACACCACUCCUCGCUCUCGACAGACUGUGGCCCGGACCGGGACGUAUCCUUGCAAAAUGUGAGUUCAUGAACCCGGGAGCGUCGAUCAAAGACCGCUCCUCACUUUACAUGAUACAGAACGCUCGUGAAAGUGGACAACUGCAACCGGGCGGCUCCGUUUUGGAAGUCACGUCAGGAAACCAGGGAUGCGGUCUCGCUGUCGUGUGCGCUGUGCUCGGCCACCCCAUAACUCUGACCAUGUCGAAAGGCAACAGUGUACAACGAGCCAUACACAUGGAAGCGCUCGGCGCUAAGUGUGUCAGAGUGCCUCAAGUUGAGGGCACGUACGGAAACGUGACAUUAGCGGACGUCCAGCAAGCGGAAAAGAAGGGCUUGGAAAUAGCCGAGGAGACAGGCGCGUUUUACGUGAACCAGUUCAACAAUGGAAUGAAUUCAGCGUCACAUUAUCACGGCACUGGCCCAGAGAUUUGGAGACAAACCGGACAGCGAGUAGAUGCAUUCGUUGCUACUGUCGGCACAGCUGGUACGUUUGCGGGAACAUCUAAAUUCUUAAAAGAGAAGAAUCCUGAUACGUUGUGCUAUGUUGUUGAGCCGAGUGGUUCUGAGCCAAUCAAGGGUGAGCCGAUAACGAAGCCGUUGCAUUUGCUGCAAGGUUCGGGUUACGGGUGCGUGCCUAACUUAUUCGAGUUCGAUCAUAUGGAUGGGACACUGAGCGUAACUGAUGAGGAAUCAUUACAAUACAAAAAGCUGAUUGGUGAGAAGGAAGGCCUAUACGUGGGUUACACCAGUGGAGCCAACGUAGCAGCUGCUGUAAAGCUGCUAGAGUCUGGGAAGCUGCCUAAGGAUGCGUGGGUCGUGACCAUCCUCAAUGAUACUGGUUUGAAAUACACACCGGUUCCCGAGGAGCUCACGUAAAUUAAAAAAAAAAGUAAAAUAUAAUAGGUAAUACUCUUUGUAUACAACCCAGAAAUUAAAUGUGUUUUGUUUUCUAUUACAAUAAUUAACAAUAAUAAUUAAUUAAUUAUUUAAUGCUCGAAGAUUAUAUAGUAGUUAUUUUAUUUUUUUACAUAUACCUAAGAUUUUUAAGUAGCACAAUUUAUUACAAAUAUAAUUAAAAAAUAUAUCGUUACUUUUUAUACCUCCCUAUGUAAGAUGUACAGAAGCAAAUUAUUUUUAUAAACUAGUUAUUUGUUAACUCUCUUGAUGUAAUGACUUAGGUAUUAUUAAAUAUUUUAUUCUUUAUUAUCAACA